Molecule: messenger RNA, 951 nt
Organism: Alternaria novae-zelandiae
Lineage: Eukaryota; Fungi; Ascomycota; Dothideomycetes; Pleosporales; Pleosporaceae
Exons: 3
Coding region: 1-951 (316 amino acids)
Biological process (GO): nucleotide metabolic process
Molecular function (GO): ATP binding; ATP:ADP adenylyltransferase activity
Source: RefSeq, a predicted model, not a curated record
AUGGCUUCGAGCACAGGCCUUGUGUCUCGUUACUCCACGCGCUCGACUCACCACCUGGGCAGCAACUCACCCAACAGUCAGCAGCUCAACAUGGACAACGUCACAGAAGCAGCGCUCACCGAAUCAUUCGACAAGCUCGUCUCUGAAGGUGUCAUUGUCUACGGCCCCAAUGAGUCUAUCAAAUUAGAUCACGAAGGCUACCCGAUGGAGUUCCGGAUCUGCCCAGCACUAGCAACCAAACCUCACACCGUAGGCGCCGCGAACCAUGCCUUUGACCAAUCACGAAAAUAUGGUCCUGGCAGCGACAUGUUCUGUCCAGACGAACGACUCAACAUCACACAGCUCAACGGCACGCACGACCUAGCACUCAACCUAUUCUGCGUCGAUAGGCCGCAACUGCUCAUGUUGACUCUGGACUCGUACAAGCGUCAGCACGAAGCUCUUGACAUAGAUGACUUUGAGGUCAUGCUGCAAGUGUUACGGAAGCUUCCAAACUUCUACGUCAUCUUCAACUGUGGGGAGAAGGGUGGAUGCAGCAGGGUACACAAGCACCUUCAGGGCUUGAGAGGGCCGCCACAUGCUUUCGACUACAUCAUGUCUUCUCUCACCGACGCAUCGAAGAAGGUACCUUUCCAGUUCUUUGUCCAAGAAUUCAGUCAUGGCUUCUCGAAUACGCCCGCUUCGACUGUUCUUGAUGUGUAUAAGACAUUCAUUGCGCGGUGCCGCACGCUCAUGGGCACGUCUGAGAAGGAAAUACCUCCCCAUAACGUCAUCAUGUGGGCCGAUCGACUCGUGGUUGUUCCCCGUCGCAGAGGAACCACAGAGGGAGCAAGCGCAAAUGCUGGAGGCAUGCUAGGAAGCGUAUGGAUAUCGGGACAGAAGCAUGUGGACGAAUGGUUGAGACUCGGUUACUCGAAUGUGUUGAAAGAGUUGGGUGUUCCAAGUUGUUGA